AGUCUCAAAUUAGUUUACAUUAAUUUUUUAACCGAAAAUUAAUGUAAACUAAUUCCCAUGUAAAUUGAUUUAAAUUGGUUUAGAUCUAAAUUAGUUCCAACGAAUUUUUAAUUUAAAAUUAUUGUAAAUUAAUGCUUUUACAAAUUAAUUUAAACCAUUCUAAAAUCACAAAUUCGUUUAAUUUAAUGCGAUAGGAAAUUAACAACGAUAAAAAUGAAUUCAGAUUAAUUUUUAGCUGAAAAUUUUGAAUUAAUUUCUAUCAGAUUAGUGCAAAUUACUAAAUUGAGUUAAAGGAAUUUGGGAAAACAUUAAUUCAAAUUAAUUUGAGUUUCAAAUUAGUGUAGAGUUUUCGAAUUAAUGUACACUAAUUCGAAGCUCGAAAUUCGUGUACAUUAAUUUAAUAUGAGACUUUGUAUAAUGCGGUAACGAGGGAAAUUAAUUUUUUCACGAAAAAUGAACUAAAAUUAAUGUCAGUAUUUUCAAAUUAAAGCGCAUUAAUUUGAAGUAUAUUCUUUUAUUUUUUUUUCAUUUAUUCAAAGAUUUAAAGUGAUGCGCAUUAAUUUUGAACGCCAAAAAGUUUUUUAAAUUAAUGUGAACGAAUUUCCUCUCAAAUUCGCUCAAAUUCCUUUGCAUUAAUUCGAAAGUAUUUAAAAGUUCCAAUGGGCUAUUCGAAAUGUUUCAGAUACGGUCAGGUUUUCCAAAGAUUACCCGGAGCGUCCUCAUCAAAAACCCUCCUCAUGGAAACCUGACACCAAGCCUCUUGUUUCGCAUGAUGAAAAUUAAUUAUUUGUUUACUUUCUUUUAUAAAAGAAAAAAUGCGAUAGACGCCCUGUUUUAUUCAUAAUGGUAUCAUUUACCGAGAUGAUGAAACUACAGAAAUUCGUGCGAAAGUUGAUGCUGAACAAACAAUAAAAGAAUUAAAAGAAAAGUAUCCAAAGCCAGUUGGAUCAGAACUUUCUUAUAAUGACAACAAUAAUGAUAAUAGUCGUAGAGCAUCCACAGGAAUUUUCAUACCACCCAAUGUUGAUGUUAAAAAUGAAAAGUCUAAUAUAGAGAAUGACAAUCGCUUAGUGAAAAAACAAGAAAUAGAUGCUGAUACAACCAGCAGAAAGCACACAGAUUUCAGUAUAAAAGAACAAAUGAACACAAAUAGAACUCAUAUAAGUAACACAGCUUUUGAAAAAUCAAACAGUCACAUGAAUACGGCUGAUCAUACUGCGACAACAUUGAUAGGGACUAAUAUUAAUGUAGAAUCUCAUAAUAUACAAAAUCAAACGAACACAGAUAAUCAUUAUGCAACAACCAUAAUAGGUAGCAACAUGAAUAUACAAGCUGUCAAUAUGCAAAAUCAAAAGGAUACGACUAAUCACAAUGUAACCAUCAUAAGAGGUGAUAAUAUGGAUAUAAAAACACUCAAUAACCAAACUCAAAUUAACAGUACUAAGCACGGCAUCACAAGCAUAGCAGAAAAUUUACGUAAAGAGCUGGGACCAAUCAAACUGGAUAUGAAUGGAGAAGACAACGAUCAAAGAAAUGGUGGCCAUGAUGAUAACAAACGUGAUCAAACAGUAGAAAGAAAACAUUUUCCAAGAGAGGAAAAACGAGAUAGAGAGGGUACAGUGAACUUUUUAAAAAAAGAAUAUACUGAGAAAGUUAGGCGUGAUACAGAUCAUCAAGAUGAAUCAAGAACAUUUUCUGCUGAAACCACUAUGAUCUCAACUGAGAGUGAAGCAACAAUUUUCAAGAACGAACCUUGGGGGCCUAAUAAAAAUAUUCACACUUUCUCAACAAUAUGCAUAAUGACAUCACCGAAACAAGUUGAAAGAAUUGGAAAGAAUAUUCACGGGUUCGCUGAUGGAUCAUAA
Didymodactylos carnosus is the source of this 1865-nucleotide messenger RNA. The record is from the annotation of a GenBank genome assembly. Lineage: Eukaryota; Metazoa; Rotifera; Eurotatoria; Philodinida; Philodinidae.